Messenger RNA from Helicoverpa zea (corn earworm), 1291 nucleotides. RefSeq lists its product as uncharacterized. The record is from RefSeq and is a predicted model, not a curated record. Bases 217 to 732 code for a protein of 171 amino acids. The transcript is spliced from 2 exons. NCBI's taxonomy places the organism in Eukaryota, Metazoa, Arthropoda, Insecta, Lepidoptera, Noctuidae.
UAAAGAAUAAUGACAGUCUUUAUAUAGGUACUUAGUUAGGUAAGAAGAAGGCAACAUACCUUAUAAGUAGGUACAACAAUUUGUUACUCAUUGAUUAAGUCAACGUACCCAAUCAAUCAUCGUGCAUUCUUCUUGGACAAACUUCGGGGUUUAAGUUUAUCCUUAUUUUUUCUAUCUAUCAAAAAGCUUUGUACAUAUAUUUAUUGUAAAAUAUAUAUGCACGGCAUUUCACCGAUCUCAUCCCAUCUGUGUCUCUGGCGAAGCAAAUUUUUGAUCGAUCAUAUCGUCAGUUGCAAUUUUCCAGGGACUAAUAAAAUGAAGUCACUGGUAUUCCUGCUGACAACUUGUACGUGGCUGGUGAAGUGUCUGCCGCCUCCACAUCCUGACGUAGUGGCAGUCAGGAGAGAGGAGGAACGGUUGCCCGCACUCCUGAGGAGCCCAGCGUUACGCAACCCGCAUCUACUGCAGGUACUGCCUCUCACCAGCCUGUUACAUAAAGGAGAAAAACUGGUUUACGCACGAGAUGCUCACGAUGUGCCGCGGAUAGAGAUUCACAAAAUUCUGACUCAUGCGGGCCUUAUUCCAAGGAAAACAUAUCCACCUCCGUCUGUAUCCAGUCAUAGAUUCAACCACAUCCCAGUUACUUUUCCCGAAGAAUGGUAUGAUCGAGAAUUUGCAGAACCUUCAUACUUUCCCAGUCAAGAAACGUUGCAAUACUUAGGGACACAGUAGGUUUAUUAAACUAAAGUACUUGUAUCAAAAUGAAGAGUCAAUGAAAACACCAUUGUGUUAAUGAUGUUGUCAGUGCAAUAAAAUUCGUUAGUAUUAUUUAACUAAUGUAUUGUUAAAUAGUGACUACUUAUGUUUUUGUAAAUAUCGACAUGUUAUAAAUUAAGUUGUCACAUGUUUAGCCAAUAAAUGCAAUUACAAUCAAUUGCAUUUUCACAUUUUUUUACGCGUUAUUUGAUUAUCAACGAUUAAAACUACACAUAUUAAUAGCAAAUUAUGAAAUAAGAGAAAUAGUAAAAAUUAUAUUUUAUUAAAAUGCAACAUGUAGUCAUCAAGCAGCAAUUAAUAAUUAUUUUACUCCAUCUUUUGUUUAAAAGUCUUGCGCGAUAUUUGUAUUUGUAAAAUCAAAAUAAUAUUUAUAAUGAAAUUAAAUGUAUGUAAUGUAAAUAAACUAUGUUUAAGUACGAGUGUAUGUUUAAGUUGUUAUAUUGAAAGUGUAAACGAAGCUGAUGAUUCGAGUGUGUUAAUUUGUUAAUUUCUAGUGCGAUCUGACAUUGUUGAA